Nicotiana attenuata is the source of this 2052-nucleotide messenger RNA. RefSeq lists its product as uncharacterized. The record is from RefSeq and is a predicted model, not a curated record. The transcript has 8 exons. Lineage: Eukaryota; Viridiplantae; Streptophyta; Magnoliopsida; Solanales; Solanaceae. The coding region runs from base 1 to 2052 and encodes 683 amino acids. Gene Ontology annotation, biological process: DNA integration. Gene Ontology annotation, molecular function: nucleic acid binding.
AUGCUGGGUUCUAUAGGAGGUUCAUCAAAAACUUUUCCAGCAUUACUAAUUACCAAACUGUUGACUGCAUUGCUAGCGAAAGAUGUCAAGUUUGUUUUCAAUGUGGAGUGCUUAAGAGCAUUCAAAUUGAUAAAGGAAAAGCUUGUGAGUGUUCCUAUUAUGGUGACACCUGAUUUGAGCCAGCCAUUUGAGAUAAUGUGUGAUGCUAGUGAUAUAGCUGUGGGAUCAUACCUGGUGGGGAGAAAAGUGAUUGUACACACUGAUCACUCAGCUCUGAAAUAUCUGUUGAGUAAGAAGGAGUCCAAGUCGCGUAUGAUGCAGUGGGUGUUGUUGCUCCAAGAGUUUGACUUGGAGACUAAAGAUAAGAAAGGCACAGAAAACCAAGUCGUCGAUCAUCGAUCUCGACUUGAGAGACCUCCGGUUGAAACAGUUGACGUAAGAGAAGAGUUCCCCGAUGAGCAGAUUUUCUCCAUUACUGCGGUCUCCGAAAGACCACCUUGGUAUGCUGAUGUAGCCAACUUUUUGGCUAGUGGAUGGUGGCCUCGUGACCUCUCUCGUGAUCAAAGAAAGAAGCUUCAGGUUGAGGAGAGAUGGCAAGAAUUCUUUCUCAUUACCAUGAUGGAGCAGAUGGAGGACACUAAUCGAACUGCAGCAAAGGUCAUGGAAGCCGAUUUCUAUUGGCCUACUUUGUACAAAGGCGCAUGGGCGUAUGUAGCUGCAUGUGACAAGUGUCAAAAGGCAGUCGUUGACUACGUCUCUAAAUGGGUCGAACCAAUCCUUACUAGGACCAAUGAUGCUUGGGUGGUGUGUGAGUUCUUACGGAAGAACAUCUUUACCCGCUUUGGGACACCUCAAGUGAUUAUCACUGACAAUGGGUCACACUUUGUGAACAAGAAGUUCGUUGCAUUGUUGUCUAAGUAUGGGGUCAAACACAAAAGAGGAACCCCGUACCAUGCCAAAACUAGUGGGCAAGUUGAAGUGGCUAACCGCGAACUUAAGCGAAUUCUUGAAAAGACGGUUAGUGAUUCUCGUAAGGAUUGGUCUGUAAAGUUGGAUAAAGCUCUAUGGGCGUACAGAACUCCGUUCAAAACAAUCACGGGGACUUCACCGUUCAAACUAGUGUAUGAAAAAUCGUGUCGCCUACCUGUUGAGAUAGAACAUAAAUCUUAUUGGGCAAUUAAGAUGCUUCAUCUUGAUCUUAGUCUUAUAGGUGAACACAGGUUGACGCAGAUGAAUACAUUGGAGGAGUUUAGACUGGACGCGUAUAAAAAUGCGUGGAUUUUCAAGAAAAAGACAAAAAUGCGGCAUGAUCGUCUGAUUAAGCCAAAGGAGUUUCAUGAAGGGGACAAAGUCUUACUACACAAUAGUAGACUUAGGUUGUUCCCCAGAAAAUUCAAAUCAAGAUGGACAAGUCCGUAUGUGGUGAAACAUGUCUCACCGUACGUCGCCAUUGAAAUUCAGAAUGAAGAAGGGAAUGAAAGCUAUAAGGUACAAUGUCUCGCCAUCCUAGCAAAUGUUCCAACACAGGUUCCUCCGAGGUUGCCUCUAGUAACCGUCGAGGAGGUUGUGCCAACUCAUGCUAGGAUGUGGUACCAGACCUUUGUUCCGACAGUGAGUCCCGACCCAGAAGUCGGUAUUGAUGAUGGUAAGCUCGCUAUGAAAUACUCGGGGAUUUACAACAACAUCAGAUACUUGGUUUUUGAAAGCUUGUUCCAUCCCGGUUUUGGUCAAAAUGAGGCAAGAAGCCAUAAUCAACUCAGGAAGGAGUUAAAUUUCCACAAGUUCAAAGCUGGGACCGGAGCGCUGACCGUGAUGGAAAAGAGCGGCCGCGUAAGGUCCACCGCUGAAGCGGCCACAAAUACGCGGUCUGCGGAAGUGAGAUUCAGAAAGGAUAUUUUGGGUAUAAUAGUGACCGCUGACCGCGAUGGAAAAGCGCCGGCCGCGGAAUACCUGACGCCGCCGCGGUGGUACAAUAUGGCUCUUAACAAUGAUGCUCCCGAAAAUUUGCCUUUGGGGGAGGAGGUAGAUGAUGAUAAUGUGGAUGAGAUUUAA